Messenger RNA from Dibothriocephalus latus, 516 nucleotides. NCBI's taxonomy places the organism in Eukaryota, Metazoa, Platyhelminthes, Cestoda, Diphyllobothriidea, Diphyllobothriidae. The record is from the annotation of a GenBank genome assembly.
AUGCCCACGAAGACUGGUCAUACUUUUAGGAGAUAUGUUUCUUCCGCAGAAUUGAUCAGUUAUCGUGUUCCUGGAGGUUUUCUCAAAUUCACACCUCUUGAAAUAGAUCAGUUGCGCCUCCAGUGUUUGAAAGCCAUCACUCUUAUAGAGCUCUGCAAGAAUCGUAUUCAGUCUCGGAGAUGGGCCAAUUUGGGUUUGGUGUAUUGCUCUGAACGCUUCCGGCGGUACGUAGGAGCUUGCUUUACUUUAAACUUCCAAUGGCUUGCAGAUCUCCACCCUGGAACCUAUCGAUGUCCUGGUGGAGAUGUCCCAAAAGCAGUCGGUUCAGCAGCGCAGUCCAUUCGUGUUAAGCAGUUGCGGAAGUUGCGGACUGUAGACGACCUCGACAGCGGCAGCGACCGCAUUAUUCUGCGAUACAUCCUGCAUAUCGAAUAUGACAGGACCAUGUCCUGUCCACACCCAUGGUCGUUAAAAGCGCUGUCGCUCGGCCGGUCAUAUUACACGUCCGGCUCUUAG